Molecule: messenger RNA, 940 nt
Organism: Paramecium octaurelia
Lineage: Eukaryota; Ciliophora; Oligohymenophorea; Peniculida; Parameciidae
Source: the annotation of a GenBank genome assembly
AUGGGUGUGUGUUCAGGAGUAUGUUAAUAGCAGGCUAAAAAUAUUGUAAAUGAAUCUGCAAUAAUUACAGAGACCAUCAAAUAAGCACUUUAGGAAGAUAUCAUAACAAAUAAAGAAAUGUAUUAAGAAGAGAGAUAGUUGCAUAUGGAGACAGGGGCAAUAUAUGAAGGUGAUUUGAUAAAUGGAAUUCGAAGUGGAAAGGGCAGACAAGUAUGGCCUGAUGGUAUAAAUAUGAUAAUGUAGGUUCAUACUACGAAGGGGAUUUUGUGAAUGAUAUGGCAGAUGGAAAGGGAUUAUUAGUGAAUGCGGAAGGAAGUGUCUAUGAUGGUGAAUGGUUGGAAGACAAAGCAAGCGGUUUUGGAAAGUACUAGAGUCAUGAUGGCUUAUACUACGAAGGACAAUGGCUAGAGGACAAAUAACAUGGAAUUGGGAAAGAGAUCAAUUCAAAAAGUUUAAUGAUAAACUAAUUUUCUUAGAUGAGUGUUACGAGGGCGAAUUUUUUAGAGGAGUUAAAUAAGGAACAGGGAAGUUGACUAUCAAUGACGGAGAGUUUUAUGAAGGCGAGUUUUAAAAUGGGAUGAUGCAUGGUCAAGGUAAGAAAUUGAAAUAGUAAAAAAGCAAAGGAACUUACACUUGGAGAAACAAAAAAUCGUACAUAGGAGAAUGGAAAGAGGGGAAGAUAGAUGGAUUUGGAAUAAUGAAAUGGGAUGAUGGAAGAUAUUACGAAGGGAAUUUUUUAAAUGGAAAAUAACAUGGAGAAGGCACCUUUGUUUGGAAAGGGAAGAAGUAUAUAGGUGCAUGGAUAAAUGGUUAUUAAGAAGGGGAAGGAACUUAUUAUAAUAAAAAAGGUGAAAGUAGGAUAGGAAUCUGGAAGAAUGGAAAGAGAGUAGAAUGGCUUGACGAUAAUAGUAGCAGUAAUAGCAUAGAAUAAACAUUUUGA